AGGUCUACAAACAUUGCCUGACCGCAGCUUAUUAUGUGCACGACCAGGCCGCCGACAGCAGAUUGUACGUAGAAAUGUGGAGUUAGUCGUGGCUGUGUAUAGGCCCGGCCGAUGCCGCACGCGAUAACGCCGCGGCACCGUUAAUCUCGCAUAGCGUCGUGUCGCACAGCGCCAUGUCGCACGCUGUCAUGUCGCACCUGUCGCACGGCAGGGCUGGCCGACGGGCCCAGCACGCGCUUUGUCGUGUUCUCCGCCGCGCUACAGCUGCUUGUGGCGACAGCCAGCAGGCACAGAGGCUGCUACGGCCGGCUUGAUGGACCGGGGGUUGCGCACGCGAACCAUCCAAAUCAUUCCCCGCUUGGCCGAAUUCACGAUUGCUGGCGCUUCGUCGGAUCUUCAUGCCAGCUCAUUCGCCGAUCCUUUCGCCAGCUCAUUCGCGAAGCCGUUUGGUAGCGCCGUUGCGAGUCCGUUCGCGAGCACCUUUGGGCGACCGGGCGGCGCGCGUGGGGUGUCAAGUGACACAGACUUGAAGGAGGUGGCCGAGACCCUCGCUAUAGUGUCACUCGUUAAAGCGUUCAGAGACCGAGGGCACUAUGUGGCACAGCUAGACCCCUUAGGUCGGCACCUUGGCCCUCUCAAGGACAACGCCCAGCCACCACCUGCUGCUGCUGCUGCUGCCAAUGUUUCAGUAGCGAACCCAGGCAGCAAGGGCAAGGCUCGAGGGCGAGCUGGGCUGAGCUGGGUAUCAAAGACUGCAGCUGCUGGCAGCAAGGGGAGCGGUGCUGGCAGCAGCAGUGGUGCCUCGAAUCUCCCCGAGCCUGAGAACGCGCCGGACCUGUUCCGCCUGCUUCGGAACUACCCGGAGCUGGACCUGGGUGCAGUAGGUCUGGCAGGCAUUGACGUGAAGAAGAGGUACUUCUUGGGCGAGCAGCUGCGCAUUGUGAGAGCAGCCCAGCUGUUCUGGACGGUGGAGGAGGUGGUGGGGCUGCUGCGCAACGCGUACUGCCGCACGAGCACAGUGGAGUGCGCGCAUCUGGCGAGCAAGGAGCAGAAGCUGUGGGUGCAAGCUGCCAUGGAGCGACCUCCCUUGAGACAGCUCUUCUCGCCCCGGCAGCAGAGACAGCUGCUGCACCGACUGCUGUAUGCAGGCCAUCUGGCGAGCACCCAGCAGAAGCAGUGGUGACAGCUUUCCUUGACUGGUCUC
Molecule: messenger RNA, 1204 nt
Organism: Closterium sp. NIES-67
Lineage: Eukaryota; Viridiplantae; Streptophyta; Zygnematophyceae; Desmidiales; Closteriaceae
Source: the annotation of a GenBank genome assembly